Didymella exigua CBS 183.55 is the source of this 977-nucleotide messenger RNA. Its product is annotated as alpha/beta-hydrolase. Gene Ontology annotation, molecular function: hydrolase activity. Bases 21 to 926 code for a protein of 301 amino acids. NCBI's taxonomy places the organism in Eukaryota, Fungi, Ascomycota, Dothideomycetes, Pleosporales, Didymellaceae. The transcript has 3 exons. The record is from RefSeq and is a predicted model, not a curated record.
UUUGUAUCAGGGAAUCAAGGAUGCCAACUUUCAAGGCCAACGAUGGAGUUCGUCUCCACUACGAGACGCAUGGUGACAGCAAGAGUAAAGCAUUGAUUUUGCUGCACGGGUUCACGGGCUCAGGUCGGGUGUUCAAACGUAACGUCGAUGGCCUCUCGCAACAAUUUCACGUCGUUGUGCUCGACCUGCGCGGCCACGGCCAGUCUGAGAAGCCUCGAGCUGGAUACCACGUGGCGCGGCUAGCACUCGACCUGAGGAAUUUAGUCGAGCAUCUGCAGCUCCCUGAGGGACAGAUAUCGGCGAUCGGCACGAGCCUGGGAGCCGCCAUUCUGUGGUCGUACUGCGAGCUCUUCACGUCCAAGAGCUUCUCGCACGUGAUCUACGUCGACCAAGCGCCUCUGCAAAACUACCUCUCAGACUGGGGCCCCGAGUACGGAAACCGCGGUCUGAACAACCCGCAAGCCCUCGCAGACGUGCAGCGAACCCUCGAGACGGACCCCAAGACGGCUCACCUGGGCACCAUCGCUGCAUGUCUGGGCUACCGCUCGCACCCUCAGGCCGACGACCCCACGUCUGACUCCCAGACGUGGCAAGACGACGAGGCUUUCUUCCUCGGCGAAGCUCUGGAAGGAGACGGGUGGUGGUACGGCAAGCUGAUGGGCGACCACACGGCGCUGGAUUGGCGGGACGCGGUUGCGCACGCAUUUGGGCCGGGCAGCGGGAGCACCACGAAGACGCUCGUGAUUGCGAGCACGAGGAGCGGGUGUUUCCCUGCUGCUGGGCCGUUGAAGGUUGUUGAGCUGGCGAACGGUGGCACGGAGGGUGGGCUGGCGAGGGGUGUUGCGGUGGAGUGGGGCGGGCACUGGUGUUAUUGGGAGGACCCGGUGCGGUUCAACGACAUGGUGAUAGAGUUUCUGUCAGAAUAAUGAAUCAACAGACUUCACGGUCGUUGUCCAGCAGCCCGUGCAGAGUGUGUC